AUGACUACACCUACAACUACAUUUCAUUGUAUGUUUAAAUCGAUUUAUAUUAGACAAUUAAUAUUCAAUCAUAUCGGUGUGAUAUCAAAACAAAGCUGCUAUCAACCAUCAAAUGAUAAUUAUCAAGAUGAUGGUAGACAACGAUCAUUAGUCGGAAGAGAUAUAAUCAAAUUACCUCUUUUUGGAAUGAUAUCAAAGUAUGCAAUGCCUUGGCACUUUGUUAAAUACUAUCUACCUAAAGAUUGUACUCUGGUACAUAUCAAAAGAAGAAUUAGAAUGAUCACUCAAUACUGCUGUCAUCCCAAUGCAACAUUGGAUACCCUCCAGCAUCUAUUGGAAUGGUCGACCGUCAUUGACUUUGAUUGGGAGUAUUUAAAGAAAAAUGUUCGUAAUGAUUGGAAGUAUUUGAAAAGAAUUGGUCGUGAUAUUAGAAAUAAAGAGAUAUUGGAAUUUAUCAUCAAGGCAUGUCCUGUUGAUGGAGAGAAUGACUUUUUGGUUUGGGCACUAAAUAAUGCAUGUAUGAAUGAUUACCUAUCGACUGUAAAGUUGAUAGACUCUACUAAACUAUCAGGUUCACCUCUCAACGAGAUGCCAAUGGUAACUGCUUGUUUUAAUGGGUUCAUUGACAUUGUAAAAUAUUUACACGAGAAUAGAACUGAAGGUUGUAGUACAAAGGCAAUGGAUAGAGCAGCUAUUGGUAACCAUUUAGAAGUUGUAAAGUUUCUUCAUUUUAAUAGAACUGAAGGUGCAUCAACGAGUGCUAUGGAUUGCGCAGCUAGAUUUGGCCAUUUAGAGGUUGUUAAAUUCUUACAUCAACAUCGUAGUGAAGGUGCAACUACCAAUGCUAUUGAUUGGGCAUCUUCAAAUGGUCACAUGGAAGUGGUAAAGUACCUUUCAGAGCAUCGUAGUGAGGGUGCAACAACCAGCGCUAUGGAUUGGGCAGCUGGAAAUGGACACAUUGAAAUUGUUAAAUACCUUUCAGAGCAUCGUAGUGAAGGUGCAACUACCAAAGCCAUGAACAAUGCAUCACGUAAUAACCGUUUGGAAAUGGUAAAGUAUUUACAUGAGAAUCGUAGUGAAGGUGCAACAACCGAUGCUAUGGAUGUUGCGUCAAUGAAUGGUCACUUUGAAAUUUUAAAGUUUCUUCAAUUCAAUCGUUGUGAAGGUGCAACAUCCUUUGCUAUGGAUGAAGCAUCGAUGAAUAACCAUUUGGAUGUUGUCAAGUUCCUUUUUGAGCAUCGUACAGAGGGAUGCUCAAGAGUGGCGGUUCACAAUGCCGUUAAAUAUGCAACCGCUGAAAUAGUAUCCUAUCUUGUCAACACUGUCAAAGCAGAAUGUAAACCAGAUACAAUGAUAGAAGCACUGGCAAGAGGUGAAUUGGAUAUUUUCCAUUUUCUUUAUAACUAUUUCAAGGAACAAAAAGAGGAGGAUAAUAAUAUUUGGACACCAGAGAUAUGUGUAAGGUUAAUGGAUAUUGCCGCCGACAUGGGAUACAUUGAUAUUGUAAAGUUACUUUAUAUUAACAAUAGAGGAAAGGAGGGUGAACAUAGUCAUGCAAAAUUAAUGACUCACAGAGCUAUGUAUAUGACAGCUCAAAAAGGUCAUAUUGAAAUAGUAAAGUAUAUUCAUUUCAACAUGACUGACCCUGGUGAAGAUUCAACCAACACUAUAGCUAUGAAUUCAGCAUCCAAAAACGGCCACAUUGAAAUUGUAAAGUUCCUUCAUCACCAAAGUAAAUGUGAGGCUGCAACAGCUGAUGCCAUGGACAAGGCAUCAAUGAAUAAUCACAUUGAAAUUGUCAAAUUUUUACACUUUAAUCGUAGAGAAGGAUGUACUAGCCAAGCUCUUUUGUAUGCCUGUCAGCGAGGGUAUCUAGAACUAGCAUCUUUUCUAAUCAAUGUCAGAAAUGAGGAAUUAAGUCAAGAUGCACUACAAACUGCAUCAACCUUUGGACACUAUGAAAUUGUCAAGAUGAUACUAUCGCAAUCCAGAGAUAAACUGGUAAAACUAUCAAUUAAAAGUGUCAUUCAACAUUUAAAAGAUAGUGAUCAUUUUGAAGUUUGUCAACUACUCGAAAAUCAUUUAAAGCAUCAUGAUAAUGCACAAGAUAAUCAAGAAGAACACCCAGAAAAAUAA
This is a messenger RNA of Cavenderia fasciculata, 2136 nucleotides long. RefSeq names its product ankyrin 2,3/unc44. NCBI's taxonomy places the organism in Eukaryota, Evosea, Eumycetozoa, Acytosteliales, Cavenderiaceae. The transcript has 5 exons. The record is from RefSeq and is a predicted model, not a curated record. Bases 1 to 2136 code for a protein of 711 amino acids. Gene Ontology annotation, molecular function: protein binding.